GUUUUGCCCGCGAAAUUAAUUUUUGCUUUGCCUACGACUUCUCUCAGCUGCAUCCAUAUUUCCUUCCCAAUGAACUGAAGCAAUUUGGUCGUUGAUUUGUGCCAGAAAUCGGGGCAUUUUGUUACAGAAACAGGGGACAUUGCGUCGCUGAUUUCUCUCGACUUCUCUUCGUCGUGACAUUGCAUGAGGUACCCAAUACGGGGGUUAACUUAGGAAGCAAAGAAGAAGGCAAAAUCUUGUUCGAUUCGAAGAGAUGACAAACAAAGGGAAAGGAAUUUUAGAAGAGAUGGAGGAUGAUAGCUUGUUAGUAUCAAAUAACAAGAAUAUGUUGGAAAGUGUUAACUUAGUGAAUGAUGGAACUGCAAGAUUAGAUGGUAUGAUUGUGCCCGAGGUAGAUAUGAAGUUCAGUGAUGAAAAAGAAAUGUUCAAUUUUUACAAAAGAUAUGUGUACAAAGUGGGCUUCCCGGUUAGGAAACGAAACUCACAAAAGGAUGAUGACGGAAUUGUGAGAUAUGUUGUGAUUACAUGUAGCUGUGAAGGGCAAAGGAAUAGUACCACAAGCAGUUUUAUGUAGCUGCAAGCUACCAUUCAGACAGAUUGUAAAGUAGGCUGACUGCAUCUGCAGAUGCAUGUGGAGUAUGGAAAAUUAAUACAGUCAAUCUCAUUCACAAUCAUAAAACCAGCCCUUCAAAGUCCAAGUUGUAUUGUUGCAACCGAGAAUUGAGUGCCUAUGUCAAACGAUGGCUUGAAGUGAAUGAUAUGGCAGGGAUUCCAUUGCAUAAAAGUUAUAACUCCGCGGUUGUAGAAGCAGAGGAAUAUGAGAAUAUGACUUGCAUCGAAAAGAAUUGUCAAAAUUAUGUUGAACAGGUGAGGCGGUUAAGACUUGGAGAAGGAGAUGCAGCAGCAAUACAGGUUUACUUUUCAAACAUGCAAGCAAGGUGCUCAGGUUUUUUCUUUAGUAUGGAUUUAAACGAAGAGUCCUGGUUGAGGAAUAUCUUUUGGGCAGAUAAUAGGAGUAGGUAAGCAUACAAGGAGUUUGGGGAUGUGGUGACGUUCGAUACCACGUACCUAACUAAUAAGUAUGACAUGCCAUUUGCGCUGUUUGUUGGAGUUAAUCAUCAUGGGCAAUCAACACUCCUUGAUUGUGGUUUGUUGUCAAACGAAAAUACAGAAAUAUUUGUAUGGCUUUUCAAAACUUGGCUGUAGUGCAUGCAUGGACAAGUAUUCCUUGAAAUUAUUACCGAUCAGGACAGGGCCAUACAAAAUGCAAUUCAGAUCGUGUUCCCAAACACAAAACAUAGAUGGUGCUUGUGGCAUAUAUUGAAGAAGUUGUCAGAGAAGUUUGGCUACCACAUCGAUAAGGGUGAAAUAUUUUCUACUAUACAUGUACUGGGGUAUGAUACUGAAAAUGUUGAAGACUUUGAAGAAGGUUGGAGUACGAUGGUAGAGGAGUAUAACUUGCAUGACAAUGACUGGUUGUCUAGACUGUACUCUAACAGAGACUGUUAGGUACCUUGCUAUUUGAAAAAAAGUUUUGGGGCUAGAAUGUCAACCACUCAGCGCAGUGAGAGCAUGAAUGCAUUCUUUGACGGGUACGUGCCCUCUAAGAUAUCGCUGAAGCAAUUCGUCAAACAAUACGAACGAGCUUUGAGGAAUAAGGUAGAGAAAGAGUUUCAGGCAGAUAUCAAAUCUUACUCGCAAAUGGUUCCAUGCGUAACGAAAUACGAGCUAGAGAAGCAGUUUCAGCUAGUUUACACAAUUUCAAAGUUUAGGGAAGUUCAGGUUGAGUUCAUUGGGAAGAUCUAUUGCGAUCUCAUAUCUUCGUCAGAGGGCUUUUCAAGGACGAUGUAUGAGGUAUUGGAGGAUGUCAUACUUGACAAUCGAGUGAAGAAAAAGAAGUUUUCUGUCACAUUUCAAAAAGAGAAAUGUGAAAUUGUAUGUAGUUGUCAUCUUUUCGAGUAUCGAGGAAUAAUUUGCCGGCAUGCAAUCACUGUACUUCUCCGUAAUAACGUCACUUCACUGCCCGAUACCUACAUAUUACGGAGAUGGAGGAGAGAUGUUAGUAGAGCGCUCACCAGGGUUGCAGCAAAAUACGCCGAUUUGAGUAGUAGUCCAACCCAGUUGAGAUAUGAUAAAUUGUGUCGGUCAUUUACUUUGCUUGCCUGCAAGGUUGUAGGGGAUGAUAAGCAGAGUCGUCAGGUGAUGGAAUGGAUAGAAUGCAAAGAAGGAACAGUGACGACGAGGUUGAUUAGAAGAAAUAAUAACAUAUCACGGCAACCUUUUCAGACAAUGUUGGAUAAUAGAGUAUCGCAGCACUCUGGCAAGGGAAGUGUACAGGAUUCGAAAUGGUCGAACAGAAAAGGUGCACCGAAGAAACUACAGAGGAAAAGCUAUCUUGAACCGAAGUCCAAGAAAGCAACUGGCCAUAUAACUUCAAUCAAAGAUGGGAGAACUAAGGCAGGCCCAAGUCCAGUAGGAGAAGUUGAAUCGGUCCGAUACUCCAUGCAGCAACCAGUCACAUGCUCACAACGUUUGAUGGUUCUUUUCUUUCCAUCGAUUACUGAAUAUGAGUUGCACUUUUCGGUUACAUCAUGAUAUGGUGCAGGGUGCUAGCGAAAGUUAUGCAUUUACACAACAACAAAUGACUCCGAAUUUCAUCCAAAUGGGUUGAACAAAUGAUAUGUCGUACGGUGAACUUCCGUAAAGUUUUUUAAGUCAUACUUCAUUUGCAUAAUAACCUUUUCUACUUCAUAGUUGGAAAUGCAAUGCCUAAUUACAUUCCAAAUGUACCUCGCCCACAUGGACGAACUUUUGAUGUUAGACGAAGAAGAAUGAUGGACGGAUAUUCACAAGAAUAUGUCCAGCAGAAGAGUAGAUGCAUUCAGUGCAGUAACACCAUAGUUGGAGGAGUGCUUAUGGUGUGGCACCUACGGCUGGAGGAGUGCUUUUGGUGGUGCAGAAUUUCGAGCUGUUGCCUCCUCCCGGGCAGUCGAAGAUAGACAUCAGUGAGAUAGGUGGCCAAUUCAAUAUGCAUAUUUUGAAGCAUUCCACCAUUAUGCUAAAGCCACAAUCCUUUUAAAUUUUGUGUUUUGAAAAAAAUAUAAUAAUGUGUGAAUGAGUUUUGUGUUUUCUAUUAUUUUGGCCACAGUUAUAUGAAUAUUUGGAUUUUUCCAGUAACAUCCUCUCCUCCACUCUUGAUACUUGGUUUGUAGCUACACCGAAAUUUUAGUUGGCAGAAAGAAACUUUAGUUGGCAGAAAGAAACUUGC
Molecule: messenger RNA, 3268 nt
Organism: Olea europaea var. sylvestris
Lineage: Eukaryota; Viridiplantae; Streptophyta; Magnoliopsida; Lamiales; Oleaceae
Product: protein FAR-RED IMPAIRED RESPONSE 1-like
Exons: 4
Coding region: 1546-2595 (349 amino acids)
Biological process (GO): regulation of DNA-templated transcription
Molecular function (GO): zinc ion binding
Source: RefSeq, a predicted model, not a curated record